Chanos chanos (milkfish) is the source of this 1608-nucleotide messenger RNA. It is a transcript of the gene dab1b, whose product is annotated as DAB adaptor protein 1b. The transcript is spliced from 12 exons. The record is from RefSeq and is a predicted model, not a curated record. NCBI's taxonomy places the organism in Eukaryota, Metazoa, Chordata, Actinopteri, Gonorynchiformes, Chanidae. Gene Ontology annotation, biological process: neuron migration. The coding region runs from base 1 to 1608 and encodes 535 amino acids. Gene Ontology annotation, cellular component: cytoplasm; intracellular membrane-bounded organelle.
AUGUCAACAGAGACAGAACUUCAGGCAGGCGUCAAACCCACGGUGAGAAAGGAGUCCAAGCGGAGAGGUCAGGAUCGGAGUGAACAGGCGCUGAUUAAGCGCUUCAGGGGUGAUGGUGUACGUUACAAGGCCAAGUUGAUUGGGAUGGAUGAGGUGUCAGCUGCACGUGGAGACAAACUGUGCCAGGACUCCAUGAUGAAACUGAAGGGAAUUGCUGCCUCGGCACGAUCAAAGGGUGAGCACAAACAGAGAGUGUUCGUUACUGUCUCCUUCGGCGGAAUCAAGAUUUAUGAUGAAAGAUCAGGGGUUCUCCAACACCACCACGCAGUGCAUGAGAUCUCCUAUAUCGCAAAAGACACCAGGGACCAUCGCGCCUUUGGCUACGUCUGCGGGAAGGAGGGAAACCACAAGUUUGUGGCCAUUAAGACAGGCCACUCUGCGGAACCUCUUAUCCUUGAUCUGCGCGACCUCUUCACCCUCAUCUAUGACAUUAAGCAAAGGGAGGAAGUGGAGAAAAAAGCACAGAAAGAAAAACAGUGUGAACAGGCUGUCUACCAGACGAUUGUGGAAGACGAUGCUGAUGACCCAGUGUAUCAGUACAUUGUGUUUGAAGCUGGACACGAGCCCCUCCGUGGCCUCCAAUCAGAGGAGAGCAUUUACCAGGUCCCCACCAGUCAGCAGAAAGAAGGAAUCUAUGACGUUCCAAAACGCCAUCUUUUGACUAACAUCAACCAGUUUGACCUUUUUGGGGACAUGGCAACUCCUCCUGACAUCCUAUCUAUGCCAGCAUCACCUGCUAACACACUAGACCCAAGACGGAGGAGACGGCAGCACCCUCCUGAACUCCUGACCCACUUCAGUCCGCCAGCUGUUCCCUCAGGGUACAUGACCAUGGGGGCUGUUCAGGCAGCACAGUGGGCUCAGCAGGCGACCCCUCUGGCGUUCGGCGUUCCAGGGCCGUUGCAGGUGGCUCAGGUGCUGCCUGGGGCCACUCCGCUCAUCUGGAGCCAGGCCCCUCUGUUCCACACCACCGCUCCCUCUGGGCAACAGCAGUGGGCCUUUGUACCAGCUCAGACCGUUGGUGUCGGAGGGCACGCCAUCCCUCCGGCCGUGCUUCAGGGUCUGGUUCCCAUUGCAACCAUGCGACCUCGCUCCUGCGAGCCAUCUGCGCCAACAUCAACAGUGGCCAGUCCUCAGCACACGCUGGACCCGGCUCUGCAGUCAAACAAAAACAGCGGUGAGGACCCACGUGUGGCAGAGGUAGAGGUGGGCAUGACGUUACCGCAUGGCCCAAUGGGAGAACAGCCUGGAAUGACGAGCACUUCGCACGUCCAUACAACUGCCAAUGUGCAACCAGGUGGCACACAGGAAGGAGAAGACUGCUGUAGCGAACUUGACCUCUCACAGAUGACCUUGACUCCAGGGUCAUCCACAUCACUGUCGACUACUGAUUCCUCCGCCACUCCUGCCCCCCAGCUCAGUUCCCCUGCCCAGACCCCUCCCUUUGUGGGCACUGACAUGGCUGCCAGCUUAUCACCCUCAGUAACAGAGCCCAGCUCCCACCACAAUCAAGAGGAACAAGCUGCUACCCCUGAGGUACUCUCCUGA